Molecule: messenger RNA, 5371 nt
Organism: Neofelis nebulosa (Clouded leopard)
Lineage: Eukaryota; Metazoa; Chordata; Mammalia; Carnivora; Felidae
Gene: ANO2
Product: anoctamin 2
Exons: 25
Coding region: 110-3112 (1000 amino acids)
Biological process (GO): chloride transmembrane transport
Cellular component (GO): plasma membrane
Molecular function (GO): chloride channel activity; protein dimerization activity
Source: RefSeq, a predicted model, not a curated record
UCCGGGCGCCGCUGAGCUCGAUGGAAUUAGCCCCGCGGCGGAAUAAACCGGUGCAGACGCCGGCGCCGCCGCGGGCCAGUCCGGGUUUCGCGUCCGGUGUGUCCGCACCAUGGCCGCCCCCGGGCUGCGCGAUAUCCCCCUGCUCCCUGGCUCCCCACGCCGGCUGAGCCCUCGGGCAGUGGCCAGAGGGGGCCAGGGCCCCAAACGUGGCCAGCAAUACCUCAAGGUUCCCGGUUCCCAAGCCCCGGGUCCGCAGGGCAGUUCUGACCAUGACCGAGAUUCUGGCCCGCCCUCCGGUGGAGGGAGCUCCUGUGGCAGCUUGGUCAUCAAUAACUACCUGGAUGCCAACGAGCCAGUGUCCUCAGAGGCCCGUCUGAGCCGCAUGCACUUCCAUGACAACCAGAGGAAGGUCGACUAUGUGCUCGCCUACCAUUACCGGAAACGUGGGGUGCACCCUGGCCAUGGCUCCCCUGGCCCCUCGCUGGCGAUUGUCUCCAAUGGGGAGACAGGCAAGGAACCUCGUGCUGGUGGCCACGGUGACAUUGAACUGGGGCCACUUGAUGCCCUGGAGGAGGAGAGGAAGGAACAGCGGGAGGAGUUUGAGCACAACCUGAUGGAGGCAGGGCUCGAGCUCGAGAAGGAUGUGGAGAGUAAAAGCCAGGGAUCCAUCUUUGUCCGGAUACACGCCCCGUGGCAGGUGCUGGCCAGAGAGGCAGAGUUCUUGAAGAUCAAAGUCCCCACCAAGAAAAUGUAUGAGAUCAAAUCAGAAGGCAGCAUCGCGAAGAAGUUCAACGAGCUUCUGCAGAAGCUGAGCUCACCCCUGAAACCUAGAGUUCCAGAGCACAGUAACAACAAGAUGAAAAAUCUCUCCUACCCAUUCUCCAGGGAGAAAAUGUAUCUGUACAACAUCCAGGACAAGGACACCUUCUUUGAUAAUGCCACCCGUAGCCGCAUUGUGCAUGAGAUCCUGAAGCGCACAGCCUGUUCUCGGGCUAACAACACAAUGGGCAUUAACUCUCUGAUCGCCAACAACAUCUAUGAGGCUGCCUACCCUCUUCAUGACGGUGAAUAUGACAGCCCAGGGGAUGACACGAAUGACAGAAAGCUGCUGUAUCAAGAAUGGGCACGCUACGGAGUGUUUUAUAAAUUUCAACCUAUUGACCUCAUCAGAAAGUAUUUUGGAGAAAAAAUUGGACUGUAUUUUGCCUGGCUGGGAUUAUAUACAUCAUUCCUCAUCCCAUCUUCUGUAAUCGGGGUGAUCGUGUUUCUUUAUGGAUGUGCAACAAUCGAAGAAGAUAUUCCCAGCAAAGAGAUGUGUGACCAGCAGAAUGCCUUCACCAUGUGUCCCCUGUGUGACAAGUCCUGUGAUUACUGGAACCUCAGCUCAGCCUGUGGUACAGCAAAGGCGAGCCACCUAUUUGACAACCCUGCCACCGUCUUCUUCUCCAUCUUCAUGGCUCUGUGGGCUACCAUGUUUCUUGAAAACUGGAAGAGAUUGCAGAUGCGACUGGGCUACUUCUGGGACCUGACUGGGAUAGAAGAGGAAGAAGAACACUCCCGGCCUGAGUAUGAAACCAAAGUUCGAGAGAAAAUGUUAAAGGCAAGUGGCAAGUCGGUGGUCCAGAAAUUGGGCACCAAUAUGGCUGAGGAUGAAGAUGAGGAUGAUGAAGAUAAGCUGACCUGGAAAGAUCGUUUCCCAGGUUACUUGAUGAACUUCGCCUCCAUCUUGUUCAUGAUUGCCCUGACAUUUUCCAUCGUCUUUGGGGUCAUCGUGUAUCGCAUAACAACUGCAGCAGCCCUGUCUCUCAACAAGGCUACACGCUCCAACGUCCGGGUGACAGUGACAGCCACAGCAGUCAUCAUCAACCUCGUGGUCAUCCUCAUCCUGGACGAGAUCUAUGGUGCUGUGGCCACAUGGCUCACCAAAAUCGAGGUUCCAAAAACAGAACAGACUUUUGAAGAGCGCCUGAUACUCAAAGCUUUCUUGCUAAAGUUUGUCAAUGCCUACUCGCCUAUCUUCUAUGUGGCCUUUUUCAAGGGGCGGUUCGUGGGCAGACCUGGAAGCUACGUUUAUGUAUUUGAUGGCUACCGCAUGGAAGAGUGUGCUCCGGGAGGCUGCCUCAUGGAGCUCUGCAUUCAGCUCAGCAUCAUCAUGUUGGGGAAGCAGCUGAUCCAGAAUAACAUCUUUGAGAUCGGAGUCCCGAAACUAAAGAAACUAUUUCGGAAGCUGAAAGAUGAGACAGAACCUGGAGAAACUGACUCUGCCCACUCAAAGCAUCCAGAGCAGUGGGACCUAGACUACAGCUUGGAGCCAUACACUGGACUGACUCCAGAGUACAUGGAGAUGAUCAUCCAGUUUGGCUUUGUCACCCUCUUUGUGGCCUCCUUCCCUCUGGCACCUGUGUUUGCCCUCCUCAACAAUGUCAUUGAAGUGCGGCUUGAUGCAAAGAAGUUUGUGACUGAGCUGAGACGGCCAGAUGCCGUGAGAACCAAAGAUAUUGGGAUUUGGUUUGACAUUCUCUCCGGGAUCGGCAAGUUCUCUGUUAUCAGCAACGCUUUUGUCAUUGCCAUCACCUCUGACUUCAUCCCCCGUCUCGUGUACCAGUAUGCCUAUAGUCACAACGGGACCCUGCACGGCUUUGUCAACCACACCCUCUCCUUUUUCAACGUCAGCCAGCUGAAGGAGGGAACGCAACCAGAAAACUCACAGUUUGACCAGGAAGUUCAGUUCUGCAGGUUUAAGGAUUACCGAGAGCCGCCGUGGGCCCCAAACCCGUAUGAGUUUUCCAAACAGUACUGGUCCAUUCUGUCUGCCCGUCUGGCUUUUGUCAUAAUCUUCCAGAACCUCGUGAUGUUCCUGAGUGUCCUCGUGGAUUGGAUGAUCCCAGAUAUCCCCACGGACAUCAGCGACCAGAUCAAGAAAGAAAAGGGCCUGUUGGUGGACUUCUUCCUGAAGGAGGAGCACGAGAAACUCAAGCUGACGGAUGAGCCAGCCCCAAGGAGCCUGGGAGGGGGGCGUCGGAGCAGGAGCCGGGCGGCCAGCUCGGCACCCUCGGGCCGAAGCCAGCCAGGCAGCAUCGCGUCUUCUGCCUCACAGCACACCAACGUGUGAGCGAGUCGACCCCACCGCGGGGGCUGCCACAGUGGCAGGGGACCUCACGGAGCAUGCCUGUGCACCUGCAUGGGAGGGCUGGCUGGCGUCUGCCAGGGCCCGGCCUCAGGGGGGGGUCUUUGCAAAGGUGCAUUUGUGCAAAGAAAGAGGGGUUAGAGCGAGCGAGCGAGCAAGCACAAGCAGGAAGAGAACUGGAGCUGCUUCUCAGAAACUUCAAGCUUAAGUUCCUUUUAGGUCCUCUUUGUAUCCUUUUGGGGGAUCAGCACCCCAUUUUGAGUCACCCGGUGCAAGAACUGGGUAUCUCUACCCCAGAGCUCCCAGGCGCCAUGCACCUUUCUUGCAUUUCCUCAGGUGUCCCCUCUCACGUGGUCACAGUCUGUGAGAGGAGCAAGCCCCCCUCCUGAGCGAUCCCUCUCCCCUUCCCACCAGCUCCCCAAGCAGACCCCUCUGAGUCGCUUGCAGCUGGGACUGUCACAGCCUCAGUGGGUACAAAUUAAGUCACAGGGCUGAUGGCUGUGGCCACAGGACUUGAUGGUGAGUGGCAGAGGUCCCAACCUGAGCUUGUCUCCAUGUCAUGGGGAUGCUUUGAGCUGGUGAACUAACCAUCACUUUAUGCAGGUUCAGAUUUAAAGUAAUAAAAUAAAUCAAAACAUUCUUUAUAAAGAUGCGUCUCCUUGUCUGUGGCUCUCUCUCUUUCUGUCACUUCAUACCAAUAUUUAUUGAGGACCAACUGCUUCCCAGAUGGUCUCUGAGAUGAGAGAUAAGCAGAGUAGAAGAGAUAAAAUGUCUGACUCAUGGAGCUCACUUUCUGGGGAGAGACAGGAUUUUAGCUAGUAAUAAGGGCUCUGGAGAAAUACAAGGGAUAAAGGAGGCAGGAAAUGUGAAAGCUGGAGAGGUAAGGGGCUUACCAUUUUAUAUACAAAUCAGUGACAGACCCGAGAUGGUUCUGAGGUUACAUCUUUCCUCCCAGAGCUGGGGGGCCAGAUUUUCAAGUAGAGUUGGAAGCAAAGGCCAAACACCAUUCAUCACUGUCCUUUGCACACUUCAGCCCCACACACUGUCCAGAAACCUGUUGCACAGUCCUCUUCCUCGGGACCCGGCCCCAGUUCCUCCCAGGUCAUUCUCAGUGUCUGCAUAGAAGCUUUGAGGAGGGCCACACUCCAGAGAAGACAUGAGUGUUCUCAUGUUUCAGCACACCUGGUAAUUCGAGGGCCUGGGGUGCCGGGCUGGUCAUCCUUGCCGCUCCCCAUGGCUUCUGUGUCCUCCUGGCCACGUGCAGGAUCGCACUGCCCUGCCAACUCUUGCUCUGGAAAGUAGCUCCUUCUUUCAUGGGGACUCCAGGGCAUAGAUACAGCUUUAGAAGGAGCAGCAGACAAUCCUGUCCCACGCCGCUCACAUACCAGUAGUCCUACAAUAAAUUUUAACCACUUCACGCUUUAUUGUUCAAACUUACCAUGUUAGCCUAGAUUCAAACUACAGUAUUACCAAAACACUGCAUCAUCUUACAACAGGCUUCAGCUAACUCAGCGGGGAGGGAAGUGGCCAAUAAGAGAAAAAUUUCACUUCAGGGGCACUAAUGACAGGGAGAUUCCAGGCCCAUAAAAAGGAGGAGGAUGUCCCCAGGACUCCUAUGGGUGUGGGUGGGGUUGGUAUUUCCUACAAGCAGUGAUGGUCCAUUCUGAUGGUCAGGGGCCACCUCCAGCACCAAGACACCCACAUUGGACGGACUGUGGCUGGCUCAGGACCCCACCUCUUUUCCUUUUUUCAAGUACACACUUUUGUGUGAUCAGAGAGGUGGAACUUGCACACCAAGAGUCAGAUGAUCUAAAAAACAAGGGGCACCUGGGUGGCUCAGUAGGUUAAGCAUCCAACUCUUGAUUUUGGCUCAGGUGAUGAUCCCAGGAUUGUGGGAUCAAGCCUCGAAUUGGGCUCCACACUGGGCAUAGAGCCUGCUUAGGAUUCUCUCUCUCUCUCUCUCUCUCUGUCUGUCUCUGUCUCUCUCUCUCUCUCUCUCCCCCUGCUUCUCUGCCAUGCACACUCUCUCUCCCCUGUUCUCAAACACACACACACACACACACACACACACACAAAAAGAAGAAGAAAAUGAAAUCACUCACAGUCCUCAAAUUUGUAAUCAACAUCAACAAUUGCUGUGUUUCCUUCCAGACUGUCAUUCCCUCUCAAGCGCAUCUGUAUUUUUGGUUGCAAAUAUGCAGUAUAUGCUAUCUUGCUUUCUUCUUCUGCUUCAUGUAGUUAUCA